GUGUCUGCAUUUCUUUGGAGGGGUGGCAGAGUUUGCUGACUUUGUGAGAAUGGACUAGUUAGAAAGCCGAGGAAGCUCAUUUCCACUUCAAGGGGUCGUCUGAAACAUGGUAUCAGCAGGCCUCUCUUGGUCUCGCUCGCUAUGCACUUGCAUGUCUGUGCGCACACACACACACACACACACACACACACACACACACACACACACACACACACACACACACACACACACACACACACACACACACACACACACACACACAAUCUGAUCAUCUCACGUUAACAGAUAUUAAUUCUGUCUCCCCAUCGCCUACUCGCCCAAUGUUUGUUGUACUUGGGGAAAAUGCGCUGAUACAGUUUUUUCCCGCAGACUGAAAAACAGCCAUAAGCUAACAAAAAUGUGGAACUUCAAAGCCCCCUGUGGUGGAGGGUACACAUUAAUGAACACAUCACACACAAACACACACACACACGUAACCUCCUGCAAAUAAUUCAUAUUUCUCUUACAAGUUUAAUUACACUGUGGAGUGUGGAUUGGCACGUUUGAGCAUUAAAAACGUGUGUGUGGGUGUGUUUGCACAGCGCAGACACACGCUAAAAAAAAGUCCCUUUGCAAGCACAAACAGUCAAUACUGUAGUGGCUGAUUAGUAUGAGAAGAGGGGAUGAAUAUUGGAGGAGGACUCUCAAGAGCCACCCAUGAAACAUGAACAGGAUGUCAAAGCAUUUUGUUCCCAUCUCGUUCAUUAGAUUUAACUCAGGCCUGUGGACGCUAACACUUAAUUCACAAUCUCUCUCACACACACACACACACACACACACACACACACACGGAGAGAAAAACUGCACACACCGAAAACAACACUGUUGGAAACAGUUGUAGUUAUUAGAUCAGCGUGUCUGACAUUUUGUCGACAUAAAGUAAUUAAUUUAGCCUUUCUAUUGGGAAAGUCCAAAGAGCCCAAUUAACAUGGCUAAUAUUGCUGCAUCGAGUAAAAACAUCAUUUUUUUUAAUACAGAGGGAAUAUUCAAAUGACUUGCCUUCAUUAUUCAAAUGUAUAAGCAAAGUCAUCACAGGGGAAAGAGACGAGAUGGGAUUCACACUCACUGGAACAAGAAAAUGAUAAUCAAUCUUUUAUUUCUGCAAGCUAAUCAAAUAUUCAGCAUGUGUGCUUUUCCUUUAUCUUGGUUUCACUCAUUUGUAUUAUUUGAAGUUCCAGGGUUUCUCACAUUUGCGUUGUAUUAUUUUCCCAUUAAAGAUUUAGACACUCAGUUCUCUGUGUGUUGGUUGACUUUAGUGUCAUGUUCCGCUGAUAAUAAUUAUCUAAAUUUGGAAAAGUAAUAGUUUUGGAAAUCUUGGCAGCUUGUCCGUAUGAGCCUAGAAGCAUUUUGGAAUUUAAUUGAAAUUAGAUGGUAAGUCAAGGCUUUGCAGAAAGAGGAUAUUUUGACGUUUACAGUCGGUCCAGGACACACUCUCAGACAGCGAGCCAGGCCAAGACUCGCUCCAUUGCCAAAUCCCACGGCUUUGUCGACAACAUGCUGCCGAAAUGGAAUCAGACAAAUAAUAUUCUUAAUUUAGAGAGCAAGGCAGCAGCGAGGGACGGUUUAUAGUUUAUUUGAAUCUGUUUUUAUGGAUUGCUAUUGUGGUGCUGUGUUUUCUAUUGUCACGGCUUGUUCCGAGGUAUUUGUUUUCUAGCAAGCUCAGGGGCCCCACUACUGCACGGCCUCGGCUCUUGGCUCCACUCUCCCACUCGUAUAGCUAUAACAAAGUCAAUAUUACAAAGAGGUAACACAUGUCGAGGUAUGCUUCGGGACUGCCCUGGUGCUGUGAUCCUGGAUUGGGACACACACACACACACACUGAGUAAAAGAAUGCAUGCCUUCGACAGGAGGAUGCCUACCUCCAUGAAGAAAACUGUAUCCCACUUUUUUUUUUUUUUUUUUUUAUCUCUUGGCAAAUUUGCUCUCAAGUUGAAGACGGUAUUUUGGCUUCCACAUAUGUGAAAUUGUUCAUGUGUGUAGGAGUGUGUGUGAACUUCUCUUCCAACACUGUUCUGUGUGAGCACAAAGUACUUGUUGGUGUCUGUGCGUGCACAUACACAUACAUUUUGACUCUAUGUGUGUGUGUGUGUGUGUGUGUGUGUGUGUGUGUGUCUGUGAGGGCCAGUUUGUUUUGUUUUUCCCUUACUUCAGCACAUCUGAGAGAGCUUUUCUGGAACUCCUGAGCCCUGUCCAAACAAAGAUGGCCGAAUGUGAGGGAUGGAGGGGAGGUGGAUCAGGGCGUCCGUGUACAUGUGUGUCUAUGUGUGUCUGUGUCUAUGUGUGUGUGUGUGUGUGUGUGUGUGUGUGUGUGUGUGUGUGUUUGUGAUUUUUCAAGUAAGCUGGGACCAGAAGGGCCUUGCGAAAAACCAUGAGGAGGGAGCGAAAACCGAGCCCCUGAGAAAGGCAGCUGGAAACACGGAGACUUGUGGUCUCCUCCCCCUCAUCCCCCACCUCUCUCCCUCUCUCUCUCUCUCUCUGGUCCAGCUGCACUCAGAUGUGUCUGCCUGGCUCCCCAACCCUCCCCACCCUCCCCUGAAUUCCUCCCCCCUUCACCCCUGCGCUCCCAAACUCAAUGCCACUGCCAAGGAGAGAGAGAGAGAGGGAGAGAGAGAAAGAGGGAGAGUGUCGCAGCUGGUAAUACUUACUGGCCAUUUUACCGUGGUAAAGGCAUGAGAUUCAUUAGGCCAGGGCCCGCGUGUUUUCUGCUGAGUACCGGCCGUGUUAUUGUUAGGAUGUGGUAAAAUUAUAAAUAUGGAGGAGGUGAGGCGGGGGGUUUGGGGUGUGCAGGAAUCUUAGUGGAAGUUUUAAAGAGGAGGCGGGGGGAAGAGGAGAAACAUGCCACUCAUUAACUCCUCUGCCACAGUCUUGUUCCUCAUGAUUGGGUGGCAAUAAAAGAGUCUGUCACAAUUUGUCAAAGUUAAUGACUCAAUGGCACACAAGCACUCAAGGGCUGGAAGACACGCUAACAUAUGUCGAAUUAGUCAAUAGCUUUAUAAUUGCAGGAAUAAGGAUUCCGGCUUCAGCCAAAUGAAGCGGACUUACAGGGUCCUGAGAGGGAGUUUGCAAUUUGGUCAGGUCGAUUGCAGAAUGGCAAUCACCAUGGCUUGGCCCUGCUUUCCUCACGCAAUUGUGAGUUUCUUUCUUUUGCUUUCUUCGUCCCCUUUCUCUCCUCCCACCUGUCUGAGCUGCUCCGUGUCUUCUUUGUGACCUGUGACUCGGGAACAGCGUCUAGGCUCCACUUCAGCUCCUCUAUCUCUGAACUUUGUAAGACUGAUAAAGGCCAAACAACCAUAUGGACUUUCCUUUAAUCUGCCGUCUGCCUUCUCCCUCCCUUUUCUCUCUCUCUCUCUCUGUCUCUUUCUCUCUCUCUCUCUCUCUCUGUCCCACACACACACAUUCUCUGAAAUCAUGCAAAGACACUCCUCACUCUUCCCCUUAUUGUGUGGCUUUGGGAGUGACACUCUUGUCAUUGCUGUCAUGAAGCCAUUGCUUAAACACUCUCCCUGUCUCUCCCUCCCCCUCUCGGUUAUUUGCUGACUGAGUCUGUAAAUACUAAUAAAAAGUAGCAGCCUUUUUUUUUUUUGGAAUUGUGUAUCAAAAGGGGGAACUAUCGAAUCAGGAGCACUCAUCACAAAUGCUGGCUAAGGCCAUUCGCUGCACACUGGUGAACUGCACAUGUGAGUGUUUCCAGCCCGGGAAGAUUCACCUAAGAACAUGUGACCAGUGCAAACACGGCUGGGUAGCUCACGCUCUGGACAAGCUUAGCACCCAGCACCUGUACCACCCUACGCAGGUAGAGAUAGUUCAGUGCAACGUGGUGUUCGACAUCAGCAGCCUGAUGCUAUACGGGACCCAGGCCGUACCCGUGAGGCUCAAGAUUCUACUCGAUCGCCUUUUCUCCGUGCUGAAGCAGGAAGAGGUGCUGCACAUCCUGCACGGCCUGGGCUGGACCCUCCGAGACUACGUCAGGGGCUACAUACUGCAGGAUGCUGCAGGCAAGGUGCUGGACCGCUGGACCAUCAUGUCCCGAGAAGAAGAGAUCAUCACCCUGCAGCAGUUCUUGCGCUUUGGUGAGACCAAGUCCAUUGUGGAACUGAUGGCCAUUCAGGAGAAGGAAGGUCAAGCGGUUACUGUUCCCUCCUCCAAGACAGACUCUGGGAUUAGGACAUUCAUUGAAAGCAACAACAGAGCACGCAGCCCUGGGCUCUUGACACAUCUAGAAAACAGUAGCCCAUCCAGUAUUCACCAUUUUGAGAAUAUCCCCAACAGUUUAGCAUUCCUCCUGCCCUUCCAAUACAUCAACCCAGUCUCUGCCCCUAUGCUUGGCUUGCCUCCCAAUGGCCUGCCUAUGGAACAGUCUGCUCUCCGGCUCCGUGAGCCGAGCCUGCCAAAUCAAGGUGAACAGCUGGAGACCAGUGAAUCAGAAGUGUCCCUGUCACCCUUCCGCACAGGACAGAGCCCCAGCCGUGGAGCCCUGGGAGGGAUGAACAACAACAUUGAGCCCAAGACAGAGCCCAACAACCGGGCAUCUCCCAUCUCACCAACCCCUUCAACCCAGCAGGCUCAACAACAGCAGCAACAGCAGACACAGCUACAGCAGCAGCAGCAGGGCCAACACCAGUCCCAAAAUCAACCUCAACAAAACAGUUUGAGUGAUCACCAGGUCCACCACCAUUUUGUAAAGGACGAGCACUCUAAAUCAAUCUCUCAUGCAUCCUUUUCCUCUAAGAUGCAUCGCAUGCGCAGAAUGGGAUCAACCUCACGCAAGGGUCGUGUGUGCUGCAACUCUUGUGGCAAAACCUUUUAUGACAAAGGUACCCUUAAGAUACAUUAUAAUGCUGUACACUUGAAGAUUAAACACCGUUGCACCAUUGAAGGCUGUAAUAUGGUUUUCAGCUCACUACGCAGCCGCAAUCGACACAGUGCCAAUCCCAAUCCAAGGUUGCAUAUGCCCAUGUUGCGCAAUAACCGUGACAAGGACCUAAUCCGUUCCAAUUCAGCCCCUGGUACACCUGUCAUUUCAAGCACCAAGAACGGUGGCUUUACACUCACCAGCCCUGGAAGACCACCACUUGGAUUCAGUACUCCACCAGUUGACCCUAUGCUUCAAUCACCCCUGCAAAGCCCACUGAUGUUCCCCACCCUGAAGUCAGUACAGCCAGUCCAGCCCGUGCCCCCCUUCUACCGUACACUACUGUCCCCUGCAGACCUCGUCAGUCCCCCAGUGUCACUACCCACUAGCCCUAUUCUGCCCACUACCACCAACAGUACAUCCCUGAUGGACCAACAACAACACAUCUUGGCUGCUGUGGCUUCACACAAUAAUGUUCAUGUAUCAGACGUAGGACCCAUGUCCCACCGCUUACAUACAUCUAGUGCCAAUCACGAUUUCACAACUGGCAUAAGUGACCCUACACCCAAAAAGAAGCCUCGUAAAUCGAGCAUGCCAGUGAAAAUUGAGAAGGAAGUAAUUGAUGUUGCAGAUGAAUAUGACGACAAAGACGAUGAUGACGACUGUCACCUCCACCAUAACCACCAUAAUCACCAAUCAUCGAUCCUUCACAACAAUGUCAAAAUGAAUGGCAACUGCAACAGCAACAACAACAGUGGUGUUGGUAAUCACAGUGGUGGCAGUGGGCAACAAUCCCCUUCCCAGGAUGAGAUGAGCCCUGGCCUAGUUAUGAGAGGCACAAUGAGACAGAGUGAAGAUGAAUGCAGGGAAGGGACCGGUAGUGACAGUAGGGGUGGAAAUGAUCUACAAGGCUCUAGCGAGCUACGAUGUAUGGACAGUUUCACCUCUGAGGACCAGGACCAUGAGAGAGACUUUGAGAACGAAUCUGAAACUUCUGAUUCCAAGAUGUUCUUCCGUGAUGAGUUGAUAGAUGUGGAUGAGCAGCAAAAACACAUCAGGGGCAGAAGGGGUCUGGACCCUGAACAGGACGAUGAGGGUGGUGAGGAGGCCAAUUUGAGAAAGGAAAUGGAAGGAAAGGGUCAUUCCUCCCCUCAUCAGCCCCCGAUCAAGAUCAAAGAAGAACUUAAUGACCCUACGUAUGAUAUGUUCUGCAUGGGCCAAUAUGGCCUCUACAAUGGUGGCAUGGCAGCAGCUGCUGCUGCUGCUGCAAGCAUGGCUGCUCUUCACGAGAGCUUCAUCUCUUCAAUGGGCUAUGGUGCCAGUCCGCCAAAAUUUCCUUCUUCUCAAUCACCAGAGGGAGACCCAUGCUCAAGUCCUGAUCCCAAAAUUUGCUAUGUUUGUAAGAAGAGCUUCAAGAGCUCAUAUAGCAUGAAACUACACUACAAGAAUGUGCACCUCAAAGAGAUGCAUGUGUGCACUGUGGCUGGCUGCAACGCGGCCUUUCCUUCCCGGCGAAGCCGUGACAGGCACAGCUCCAACAUCAACCUGCACCGCAAACUGCUGACCAAAGAGCUGGACGAUAUUGUCCUGGACCCCCAACUCACGCCACUGCCCAAGGACCUGCGAGCCGAGUUACUUGCAAAGAUCUAUGCCGGGCACCACAUGGGCAUGGACCCUAUGGCCAGGAUGGGCAUGGGAGGCGCCAGCCUCGGGCCCACUGGCCUGAACCACCAUGUCCGUUCCCCAAUGACCAUCGACUACCCCCACCACCCUCUCAACCAAAACCUUAGAUACCACCACACAAAUGGCUUCUCCCGAGGCCAGCCAGAGGACUACAUGGUAUUGGACCUGAGCACCACAUCCAGUGUUCAAUCCAGCAGCAGUAUCCACUCCUCCCAUGAGUCAGACGAGGGCAGCGAUGAGGGCAUCCUGUUGGAUGACCUGGAGGGGGAAGAGGGAGAGGAGGAGGAGGAGGAGGGCAACAGUGCGGGGGAGGACUGCUCCCAGCGAGCUGAAGGGCGGGCUGAAGGGAGGAAUCUGGAUGAGACUGGAGAGCUAAGAGGAGAUGGACAAGGUGAGGGGAUGGAAACUUCCUCCUCACCAUUCCUCCUUUCAUCCACCGGGGGCAAUAUUGGCAGCGGUGGGAUCCUCUGCAACAUCUGCCACAAAAUGUACAGCAACAAAGGGACUCUGCGUGUGCACUACAAGACUGUGCACUUGCGCGAGAUGCACAAGUGUAAAAUCCCCGGUUGUAACAUGGUGUUUAGCUCUGUGCGCAGCCGUAACCGACACUCUCAGAACCCCAACCUCCAUAAAAACAUGCCCUUCUCCACAAUAAUAGACUGAAUAAUGACUUGUUACUCUACCCUGCUGUCAGUCUGCCUGCUCCUCCCUUCAUUCCUCAUCCUUAUUCCUCCUCAAAUUAGCUUUUAACCCCAGCCCAGGGCCAUGAAAUACAAGCUCAAUGCCUGUGUACCUCCUGCCCGCCCUCAAUAAAUCAUAGCAAGACGUUUCUAUGUCCCUCUAUUAAAUUCAUUGACUGUAAUUACAGUUUAAUAUUGUGACAUUUGACUUUUCCUUCUUUGGAAGAACAGGACGAACACGCUCUUAAGCAUGGAGUUUCCUUUAUUACAAAACUCCACUUCUGUUUUGUUUUUUUCAUAAGCCCCUCCACCUUUCCUUUCAAACGUCUCCCCACUUUGUUUUGAUGUCCGUCUACAAAGAAUCUAUUCAAACUCUUUUUUGUGACUUUGCCUGCAGAAAUGAUAGUAUUGAGAAAAAAAAAGAAAAUCUUCUUGUUGUAUUUGUGUAAUGAUAGCUUUUAAAUGAACCCCUUACAAAAGCAUGACAGCUUCAUUUGUAAAUAAUGUCCCAAGAGGCUUUCGGUGUAAAAGAGUUGUGUUGAUGGUUGUUUGCUUCUUUUUUUCUCUCCUCUUUAUGGUUUUAUGUUACAGUCCAGUACAACACUUCCAGCUAUAGGCAAGAAAGAGGUAGCAUCGUACUAGCUUUAUUCAUUUAUGUUAGCUUCAAAGACACGUUUUAAACUGAGUCCUAGGGAAAAAAAGAAUAUCAUGUGGCUUGUUUUAUCUACUUGUUAGAUAUCCAGAGGUUGCCGGCAUGCUUUUUUAGGCUCCUACACUGAUAUCAUUCUCUGUAUUUCUAUUGAUUUUUGUUAGUUUGUUAUGUUUAUGAGCUUUAGUAUACGAUUUCAGUUUUUGCACUUUGCAUCUAUACAAGGGGAUGUGUAAUAUUAUUAUAAUGAGGACUUUUGCAAUGGUAAGUUUAGGUGUUGUUUAGGGUCAUCGAUGGCUACAGUGCCAAGGGAAAUGUCAGUAUCUUCACCAUACUUGUGCCAGUUUCUUUUUGCACGCCAAACACAGUUUUGACAACAUAAAAUCCUCUUGCCUCCCUGAACAAAAACCCCAAAUCUUUCCCUAUCGCCAAACAACAAGUUUAUCAAAUGUCUCCAAAGUGUCUUGUUUUGUAACAAAGCCAAGUGUGACUGAUUAUAAACUGCUGUUUCACAAACACAGAGGAGUUAAACAUUCAUAAAAGUCUCUCCUUUUUCUACUUUGGGAAAUGACUUAUGUAUUGUUGCCAGUUAUGAUAACAAUAUUGACUUCACACAUUCAGUGGGGUAAUCUGUGUAAAGCAUGACAUUAUUGUGACAUUGUCAAACAAAGUUACAGAUGCAAGUUACAGAUGCACUUAUGUUCGUUCUCAGAAAAAAAGCAUCUUAGUGAAACAAAGCUGUCCCAUAGAUUUGAAAGAAAAAAAGAUGAAAGUAGUCCUUCAACUGUGACCAAAACAAGAGUGUUUUUAGUGUGACCUUGUACUUAAAUCUGACCUAUUGGAUUAAUAUGAUGCACUUGAGUCUUAAAUAUUUUGUUGUGAUAUUUUCAGUAUUGGUUUCCAAUGCUUACUGUCGGCUACAAAUGUACUCUACAAUAAUGUAGGGUUUUUUUGUUGGCCGUUAGUCAAAGCCAUUUUGUCCAUGAUUCUCGCGGUACAAAUAUUUCCAGUAACUGGGCAAAGUAGCCGAGGGAAGGGGUAUUUAUUGGUAGGUGAUGUAUCUUCAUGAAGACGUUUUUGUCCAGUAUAAGAAUUUUUUUUUUUGUAAAAAGAUACAAAAUAGAGUUUGUUUUUUUCCCACAGUUUGACUUCUUUAUCAUGUAUGAACAAUGUCAUGUGUUACAAAACAAGGAGAUCUUCUCUUACUUGACUGGUGCUACACACAGAGGGAAAAAUAUGCAGUGAUAUGUGGUGUGCUGUACAGUAUUCAAAAACACCUUAGAUCCAUAACAGUGUUCACUUCCAUUUGUUUCAUACUUAAGCCAUUUUGCAAUAUAGACAUGACCUAUUCUAGUGAAAUAUGUCAUGUCUUUUUUUUAAGACUCCUCCACCUCAAUGACACAUGCAGUUUUCAGUCUUCUGUUCUUUGAGAUAAAAUGAGCGAAGCAGAGAAGUGAGGCUGAUGGAAAGGUUGCGGAGGUGGAAGGCUGACUAGGGAGGAAAGGAUGACAGCAAGGAUCAUUAAAAAUGUGCUGCUUCUCUGUUACCUGGAGGCGUCCCUGCCAUUCCAGCUUCUUCUGUCGAAUAACUCACUUGUCACUUCGUUACACUGCAAGACGCUAAGGUUGCUGACAAGACUGUGACACUGACAGAGAAAAAGGAGAGAGAUUGUGUGCUCUGAGCAAUUCAAUUACACACGUUCAGUUAAAUUCAAAUUAAUGCACAGAUUAAAUUUCUACAUGUGCUUUAUCUUAAAGCAGCCGCUGAUAAUUCAAUUCCUUUCUCCCACUCUGUUUCUUUUUUGUCUGUCAGAGCACAGUCAUUUAACAACCGCCUUACCCAUUUCUUCAACCCGCCACUCACUUACCACCUCCACACCCCACAGCGCAGGUCCUACAGGGACACACACUAAUAGUGUAUGCUUAAGUUCACCGGACGGCCAUGGCAUAGGAAAAAGGGAUGGGUAAUUGCCUGUUUAUCCCAAGUGAAGGGAAAAUUGAGUACAGGAACCCCUGCCUUCUCCCAGGAGUGGGUUUCACUGAGGCGCUUGCUGCCUCAUUCACUCAUUCAAUCCCCCCGGCCCUCGCUCUGGCAGAAAUAAAAAAGUGCUACUCCAGGAACCCCGCUGACAGCUGUCUCUCCAACACACGCACAAACACACACACGCAAACACACACACACACACACACGCAUCAUGAGGAGGACCGUGACGCUCACUCACAUGUGUGCUUCCUACUUACAGGCCAGAAGGACGACAAGAUCUAGAUGACUUGUUAACCUCUAGUGAUGGAGAAGGCAGAGACAAAUCUAGAGUAUUCUCACCACAGGAAAUUAAACUCUCAUUCUAGCAUUAACAUUAUAGCUGCUGCCACGACAGAGAAAUCUAACAUUCCAUCAUUGAGAGUGGUGAGAGGAAGCACUGAGUCAGACAUGGGAAGGUGAAGCUCUCAUUACUAUUUCAUAUUAUAAAUCCUAACAUGAUUAAAGCUAAUUAUUAUUACACACACUUAUCAAAGACGACAUCAACAGAUUAAGAAGUAACUGUAUUUAAAGGGUUAGUUUGAGCACUCUAGAAAUAAGCGAGCUGUUCCACA
Labrus mixtus (cuckoo wrasse) is the source of this 10497-nucleotide messenger RNA. It is a transcript of the gene bnc2, whose product is annotated as basonuclin zinc finger protein 2. The transcript is spliced from 5 exons. Gene Ontology annotation, cellular component: nucleus. NCBI's taxonomy places the organism in Eukaryota, Metazoa, Chordata, Actinopteri, Labriformes, Labridae. The record is from RefSeq and is a predicted model, not a curated record. Gene Ontology annotation, biological process: regulation of DNA-templated transcription. The coding region runs from base 3674 to 7237 and encodes 1187 amino acids.